Messenger RNA from Danio aesculapii, 1341 nucleotides. It is a transcript of the gene dbx1a, whose product is annotated as developing brain homeobox 1a. Bases 82 to 1026 code for a protein of 314 amino acids. Gene Ontology annotation, biological process: regulation of transcription by RNA polymerase II; cell differentiation in spinal cord. The transcript has 4 exons. Lineage: Eukaryota; Metazoa; Chordata; Actinopteri; Cypriniformes; Danionidae. Gene Ontology annotation, molecular function: DNA-binding transcription factor activity, RNA polymerase II-specific; DNA binding. The record is from RefSeq and is a predicted model, not a curated record.
UCGGUCUGUUCAGAGCUUGGCAGGAGAGACUUGUGUAAUACUAACAGGAGUCAUUUAAAUCAUCUUUUAAUAGCCGGGACCAUGAUGAUCCCUAGUGUUAUUGCACCGCCUGCUAUAUAUUCAGCAUUUAUGCGUCCUGCUGCAUCGCUGCAUUCACCCUUUCCGGCUCACCCGAGUUUCCUGGUGGAGGACCUUCUGCGCAUCAACAGACCCAGCGGUUUCCUGAACCAAACAGUGCACUCGCCAUGCGCAUCUCCUCCAAAUUCAACGCCUAUUUCUAUCCCGGAUAACUCCAGGCUUUUGGACAGAGUCAGCCCUAGCAUCACGGAGAAGCAUGGAUCUUGCUCCCCCAAAACGCCAGUCUCCAGCAAGGAUCCAACAUAUCUGAAGUUUGGAGUGAGUGCCAUUUUGGCACCGUCACCAAAGAAAGCCACAUCUCCACCCUCCGUCCACAGCAUGCACUCCAAAGGAUUCUCUGUGCCUUAUUUUGAUGGUUCAUUCUGCCCUUUCGUCCGUUCUUCAUACUUCCCUGCUCCUUCAUCGGUCGUGCCCAUUCCUGGAACGUUUUCCUGGCCUCUUGCUGCGAGAGGGAAGCCCAGAAGAGGGAUGCUCCGCCGGGCUGUGUUUUCAGACGUGCAGCGCAAAGCUCUGGAGAAAAUGUUCCAAAAGCAGAAAUACAUCAGCAAGCCAGACAGGAAAAAACUUGCAGCCAAACUCGGACUAAAAGAUUCACAGGUUAAAAUCUGGUUCCAGAAUCGGCGAAUGAAAUGGAGAAACUCCAAGGAGAGGGAGUUGCUUUCUUCCGGAGGCUGCCGGGAGCAAACCCUUCCAACCAAAACAAACCCUCACCCAGACCUAAGCGACGUGGGUAAAAAGUCUUCCGAGGAUGAAGAUGAAGACGACACAUGCGCUCCGUCGCAUUUCUGUCUCUCACCCAGACGCGUACUGUCAAACAGCACUGAUUCCAGCAUUACAUUCAAACACUCGGACUUUUCUGAAUCAGAGGAUGAAAUAACAGUCUCAUAAGAAAAUUUAUGAGCUGCAUAAUGUCUGUAUUUCAAGCACAAGUGUACGCAAAAGCCACGUUAUGGUUCCAUUAGCGUAUAAUUUCACUUCUAUGUACAAAUGAGUGUUUGUAGCAAAAUCUUUUCCACAUCACUUUAUAUUUACUUAUUUGGAAAAUCUUCGCAAAAUGAUUUUGCUGUGUCGCACAGCUUUUUGGGGGAACUGUACAGUAUUUUGUACAAAUAUUUUUGUAUGGAUAUUUUAUACCAAGAAUUUUGAGUUUUAGAUUCUUUAUUAAAGUUGUAGACGUAUGUAUAAUUUAUACGAAUUUAUCUC